Messenger RNA from Gadus morhua (Atlantic cod), 906 nucleotides. Its product is annotated as heat shock 70 kDa protein-like. Gene Ontology annotation, molecular function: ATP binding; ATP-dependent protein folding chaperone. The transcript is spliced from 4 exons. The record is from RefSeq and is a predicted model, not a curated record. Bases 28 to 906 code for a protein of 292 amino acids. Lineage: Eukaryota; Metazoa; Chordata; Actinopteri; Gadiformes; Gadidae.
CUGGGCAUCGAGACGGACGGAGGAGUCAUGGCGCCCCUGAUCAAACGGAACACCACCAUCCCCACCAAACAGAAUCAGAACUUCGCCACCUACACCGACCACCAGCCCGGAGUCCUGAUCCGUGUCUUUGAAGGAGAGAGAGCCAUGACCAAGGACAACAUCCUGCUAGGCAGGUUGGAGCUGUCGGGGAUCCCGCCCGCUCUGGGAUUAGUACAUCGGCUCGUGGUGACCUUCGACAUCGACGCAGACGGCAUUCUGAACGUGUCUGCUGUGGACAAGAGCACGGGAAAACAAAUCACCAUCACCAACAAGGGCCGCCUGAGCAAGGAAGACAUUGAGAGGAUGGUUCAGGAAGCAGACCAACACAAGGUAGAAGACGAGCAACAGAGGGAGAACAUAGCGGCCAAGAACACCCUGCUAUACUACGCCUUCAACACGAAGAGCAGCCUGCGGGAGGACAACCUGAAGGACAGAGUGAGUGAGGAGGACAGGAAGAAGGUGGAGGAGAAGUGUGAGCAGGCCAUCCUCUGGCUGGAGGACAUCCAGCGAGCGGAGAAAGAGGAGUACCAACACCAGCUGAAGGAGUUGGAGAAGCUGUGUCAGCCCAUCAUCCCCAUGCCGAUAAACUUUGCACUUUUGAAUCUUCGAGGCCUCUAUGAUGAUAAAAUGGCUCAUUUGAAAGCAGGAACGCCACGCAGGCAGCCUGUGGACCACCAGAGGGCGCCAGAGCAUGGCUUCACCCAGCAGUUUGUCCACCAACAGCAGCUACUGGAUGCGGAGGCGAUCUACCUGUGGCUGAGGGAGUUCCAGUUGGAGCAGUACACGGGGAACUUCAUCAACUCUGGCUACGACGUUCCCACCAUCAGCAGGAUGACUCCCGAGAUUAAUCUGUUACAUGGCAGUUAG